GUUCUCUGUCUUUAGCCGCAAGUAUAAGAUCCUAGGAGAUGGCGGUACUAGCGAUGCGACCAUAUUUUUUUGGUUUGUCAUUUUGUCUGCUAGAAAUUACAACCGCCUUUUUUUCUCCACAUCGACACCCACUCUCAGCGGAGAACAAGCGAAUGGCUGCGAACACAAAUCCUCUGCAGACACCCUCCUGGUCUAGAGUAGCGACUCUGCUACUCGGAAACACAAACGCUUCAAUGUUUAACGUUGCUGAUUUUGGUGCAAAAGGAGAUGGGAAAACAGACAAUACGGCAUCGUUUCAAACCGCACUGAAUUUUGCUGGCCAAGCUAAAGGAGGAAUAGUACUGAUUCCUGCUGGCAUGUUUUUGUUCACUGGAAAUUUGUCAGUACCUCAAGCUGUUGUUCUGCAAGGGGUCUACAGGUAUGCAAACAUACCUACACUAAGGGGAUCAAGUGUAGUUGCAGUUAUUGUUGGCCAUGUUCACACUGGUAGUUAUAGCAUAGUUAUGCAACUGUAGCUAAUAACUUAUAUAUUGGUAGUUCGGUAACUAUGGUAUAGUUAAUUAGGCGGUUGUUCACACUAGCUUGAACUUGCAUGGUU
Molecule: messenger RNA, 598 nt
Organism: Corticium candelabrum
Lineage: Eukaryota; Metazoa; Porifera; Homoscleromorpha; Homosclerophorida; Plakinidae
Product: mannuronan C5-epimerase AlgE3-like
Exons: 3
Coding region: 39-515 (158 amino acids)
Source: RefSeq, a predicted model, not a curated record